GUUUCAACACUGCCUUCAUUCACUGGCGAACCCUGCAGCGGGGCCUUACUGCCUUGGCAAUGACAAAGUGGACCCCGCUAGACCCAGUUCUCGUCCCUCUCGGCCACUGAGCAGCCCACGCCGUCCAACGUCAAUGUCGCAGCCUCGCUUUCACCUCAUCUCACUCCCCAACAAUCCACUUGCCACUCCCACCAAGGAGAAGACGAAGCCGCUCUACUCGAACAACACAAGCACAAUGCCACCCCCCGCUCCGCCGCAAGAGCAGCAUCUCGAUCAAGCCAAGCUAAAAGCCUUCGAGAAUGCCGCUGCUGGUCACGACGGAGUGCUAUUAGACGAGUCCGGGGAGCUGGUUAUCAAGCCCUGUACCGACGCCGAAGUAGCCUUUUAUCAGGAAUCGCUGAAUUUUCACCCCAAAUUCUACGAAUUGAUGCCGACUUUCAUGGGAACCUUGACUCUGGGCGCGCCUACGAUUCCGCCCGAUAUAACAACUGCAACCACCCACGAACCGGAAAAGGAACUGUCCCAGGAGCAAAAAGAUAAAAGCCUUUUGCAUGGCCAGGCACUCGAUACACAAACGGCCAUUGUCCUUCAGAACCUCGAAGCCGGGUUCAAGCGGCCGAAUGUUCUCGAUAUCAAGCUAGGCGCGACAUUAUAUGAUCCCGCACGAACAGCGCCAGAAAAAGCAGCACGACUGGACAAAGUAGCAAGCGAGACAACAAGCGGAUCUCUCCAUUUCCGCAUCGCGGGCAUGAAAGUAUGGAACGGCAAAACCUUUGACAUUUACGACAAAUUCUACGGCCGCAAAUUCCAGCCCCACAACAUCCAAGACGGCUUUGCCACUUUUUUCUCAGGACUCUCCACAAGCAGCGUCUCCAAAAGCGACGCUCGCGAUCUCCUCGAAACCAUUCUCGCCGAAAUCACCAAAGCUAGACAUAGUCUCGAACGAUCCGAAUCGCGCAUGUACAGCGCCAGUAUCCUCAUCGUGUACGAAGGCGACUCAGACGCGCUCGACAAUGUGAUGGGAACUCCUCCCAAGACUCCACUGGUGGAUGAACGUGCUCCGACGACUCUCGAGCUGAAGCAGAGUAUUGCCGAGGAAGAAGAAGAAGAGGAAGAAGGGGAGGAGCGGCCGACGACGCAUUGUGUGAAAAUGAUUGAUUUUGCUCAUGCGGCGUGGACGCCGGGUCAGGGAGCUGAUAUGAAUGUCAUUACGGGCUUGCAGAAUGUGGAGGAGCAGAUGGAUGUGUUGAUUGCGAGGUUUGAGUGAGUGGAGUUAUAGAUGAAUAAAUGAAUUGAAAUAGAGAAAUUACUCUUUACUUGACUUGUUUAUAUCGGGAAGUCAACUACCAAC
Molecule: messenger RNA, 1351 nt
Organism: Sphaerulina musiva SO2202
Lineage: Eukaryota; Fungi; Ascomycota; Dothideomycetes; Mycosphaerellales; Mycosphaerellaceae
Product: SAICAR synthase-like protein
Exons: 1
Coding region: 134-1267 (377 amino acids)
Biological process (GO): phosphatidylinositol phosphate biosynthetic process; inositol phosphate biosynthetic process
Cellular component (GO): cytoplasm; nucleus
Molecular function (GO): inositol-1,4,5,6-tetrakisphosphate 3-kinase activity; inositol hexakisphosphate kinase activity
Source: RefSeq, a predicted model, not a curated record